Aricia agestis (brown argus) is the source of this 1321-nucleotide messenger RNA. Its product is annotated as tumor protein p63-regulated gene 1-like protein. Lineage: Eukaryota; Metazoa; Arthropoda; Insecta; Lepidoptera; Lycaenidae. Gene Ontology annotation, cellular component: cytoplasm. The record is from RefSeq and is a predicted model, not a curated record. Bases 79 to 1110 code for a protein of 343 amino acids. The transcript is spliced from 6 exons.
UUCUAACAAAACCGGUCGAUUUUUAUUUACGCAUACAAGUAAAACAAUAAUUCGCUUUAAAUUGUCUAAAUCUAAAAUAUGGGUGACUUACUGGAAGAAGAUUUGGAGUUUAGAGGCGGCACUCUUCAACUAUCCGCUGAAAAUGUUCAGAUUGGAAAUGUCGAUCGUAGUGACAAUACAAUAAGACUUCCCCAAAUCAACCCCUCUGUGCUCUCAGGGGCAGAUUCUUUGUCGUCCUCGGGAUCCUUUGCAGAUGCAAGAACGGAUGGUCAGCCCAAUAACACAACAAAUACAGAGGAAGGGGCACAUACUGUCUACCCUCGAUAUGAUGUGCCUUUUGAUAAGGAGAACAUAAAGGAUUUCUUUACAUUUCGUAAGGGAGUUGUGGAGAAUGCCAUACAGGACUGUAUAACUGCCUUACUGUUUCCGGAGGAUGGGGAAUAUUUGGGCUCAUGGCUACUCACUGAGAUAACACUCUGGGAUAAUGAAAAAGAGAGGAUUGUACUUCUCACCUCAAGGCUUGUGAUGACAAUAAAGUAUGAUUUCAUAGCAAUGAAGCAGUUGGAUUUCAAGAAGACUUAUUUAGAUGAUUUGGAUACAAUUGUCAUUGGAGAGCUAGUGUAUCCCCCAUCGUCAUUAGUACCACGUCUUAACGGUAUAGCGACUGGUGUAACAACAGUGGUGAAAGACGUAGUCAUCGACCGUCUUUGCCGGCGACCGUCUGGCGCUGAUGAGGAGGCUAAAUUGUUCGAUCCCAAGUAUUUUGAACCUAGAGAGCGGAACUUACGCGGCGUGCGUCUAAUGUGGAACAAGGGCGAGGCGCUACCGCUGAAGACAGUGUGGAACCCAUUCAGCCAAGAUGUGCCUUUCCUUACCUUCGCCUCGCAUCCUAUUUAUUGGCAUAAAGACGGUGGCGUGGAAGAACGCGCGACUUUUGACAUGGAGAUCUUCGCUCAAAAACUCCAGCGGGCCAUCGAGUGUAUGCCGGCGUCGGCGUGCUGCAUACACCACUCGCCCAUCGUGAUACAGAGCUACCUGGGCAUCACCUCGCUACUCCACAACAAAACCAGCAUGGGCUUCUUCAAAGUGAGGGGAAAAUUUAGCUUCUAAGUAGUGUUGGAUUAUAGUUGAGAGGUGGAUUGGAAAUGGGUUGGAAUGUAGACGCAAUCGUCGUAGGCGUUUUAGUGUUAUACAGCAUGGUGAUUACGUGUCUCGAGACAGAUAAGCAACAGACAAUUGACAGCAGAUGUCGUGCAAUAUUCGCUGUUAAUUGCCUGUUGCUUACCUGUCGUAAGAUACGUUAUUGCCCUGUGGGUUUGUG